Messenger RNA from Physcomitrium patens, 3006 nucleotides. The record is from RefSeq and is a predicted model, not a curated record. Lineage: Eukaryota; Viridiplantae; Streptophyta; Bryopsida; Funariales; Funariaceae.
UUCUUUCUAUUUCAUGAAUACGUUACUUGUCAUCCCGCAGUGUGUCAGUUUUUAAUUUAAUUUAAUUUAACAUAAUUUAUUUUUGUGGUCGAAAGCAAACCUGCACUAAGCCGGGACUAAGCAUUUUCUAUCGGUUUGGAAUGUUGGAUACCCGGGAGCUGUUUUUGAAGCAUGUGGUUUUACUCCACACCAACGGCAUUUCCGUUUUUGAUUUACUCGAGGAUCCUGGAGCAACGGUCCUAUAUUCCCUCGGGCAAGAUAAGUAUCAAAGUUAUGCUACCCGCGUUGUUUCCGAAAAGUUAACGUUGUCUCUGGAACGAAGUAUAGAGGAUGGCACAACCAGCGCAGGAUGAUGCUGCGACGAAGACCCUGAGAGCACCAGAUCAGGUCACGUUUGAAAAUAACAGUGUGGUCCCAAAGCAGCCGACGAUGUUCAAAAGGGCAUGCUUUCCUCGACGAGUGGCUUUAUACAAAAGCCGUGACCAUGACCGGCACGCCACCUCUCAACCUUCGUCAGACCGGGUCUCCCGACACUGCUAAAAUAAUUGGAUUCCGCAAUCACUUCCACCGCAAUUGAUCUAUCCGAAGGAACGUCGAAGCAUAUAUGAAUGCUAUUUUGACGUCAGCCAGCACAAACUGCCCCCCCCCUUUUUCCACCACAUCGACACCUCCAGGGGCCGAAUCCUUAGCCAACGGCACUUUCGUACACAUCGCUGGCGGGAUCAUCAACAACAACAACAACAAUAACUACAACUUCCUCCUAUCCCAAUCUAAGAGAAACCCAAUACAAUUUUAGCCGACAGACAUUGCAGCCGAAGUGAUUUGAUAGCUGCCUGGGGGGGAGUUUGUAACAGGAGUUACAGUGAACUUCAUCCACGUCUGUGUACGCAGCCGUGGCCGUGCUCCUUGUCUGCAUGUGGGUGAUGACACACCACAAUGAAUGAAGUAAACUCUACAGCGUCAGUGGCAUAUGAAGCUGCUGUGAUGACGGAAAGGGAAAGAGAAAGGAAAGAAAGAGAGGUGCCGAGCAUUAAAGAAUUGGGAGAGACACGGUCAGGUCAAAAAAGCAUGAUGGGUGGCGACUGGUGUGAGUUACCAUUUGCGACAAGCGUGUUUCCCCGCAUCGGAGAAAGAUUCCGCUUAUUACUUUCUCCGGAGCUUGCCCCUCCUUUCCUCUCUUCCCCGCUCGGCCCCCUUCGCCCUCCCAAGUCUUUGAGUGUGAUGAUUGUGUGUGUAUGUGUGUGUGUGUAUGUAAGUUUCGGCGAGCCUGGGAGCUGCAAUUGGUUGCGGAGCGGGCGUGAGUGGCAAUCUGCCCAAGUGGGUGUGGGAACAGUGAGUGAAUGCGGAUGAGCGUUGCCAGCGAGGUGGAGAUACGUGACAGGGAAAGGGUUGGUGUUGAGUAGGGAGGUCGAGGGGUGAAUUUGCAGCAAUCGAUUCCUGACGUGUGAAGACAGCGGCUGAAACGGAUCUUGAACUUCUGUACAUUGCCCUGUUUCCUCUGGUCCGUGGUUGCUGAACGUAGAGAUUCUAACAGCAGCACGAUCUCGAGCGUUUCUGCUUCUAGAAUUGGUUUUCUCCCCCUCUAGGUCUCUCCGGCGAUGGCGAUGGCCCAGAUGGCUUCCAAAUUGGCACGGCGAGUAAUGGGAACCGAGACGCCUGUCAUGGUUCAGAUGCAGGAGUUGUUACGUGGUGCAACAGAUGUUAUAUCAUUGGCACAGGGUGUAGUGCAUUGGCAGCCGCCUGAAGAAGCGUUGUCGAAGAUAAAAAUUAUUGUCGACGAGCCCUCAACAAGCCAAUAUGGUGCAGACGAGGGCCUACCAGAACUUCGAGAGGCUCUUUUAGAGAAGCUAAAGCGGGAGAAUAAGCUCUACAGCUCCUCUGUUAUGGUUACUGCAGGUGCUAACCAGGCCUACGUGAACGUGGUCCUCACACUGUGCGAUCCAGGAGACAGAGUGGUCUUGUUUGUGCCCUAUUAUUUCAAUGCCUUCAUGGCCUAUCAAAUGACAGGUGUAACUGACAUUGUAUUGGGUCCGAGUGAUUCUGACUUGCACCCAGAUGCAGAUUGGUUGGAGAAAUUACUACAAAAUAAGGAUCCAAAGAAAAUACCUAAGGUGGUGUCUAUCGUCAAUCCUGGCAACCCCUCUGGAACAUACGUUCCUGAACCACUCUUAAAGAGGAUAUCAGAGAUGUGCCGAGAAGCUGGGUCUUGGCUCAUCGUCGACAAUACAUAUGAAUAUUUCAUGUACGAUGAUUGUAAACACGCAUGUAUCGAAGGCGAUCACAUAAUCAACAUAUUUUCAUUCUCUAAAGCACAUGGCAUGAUGGGAUGGAGAGUUGGCUAUAUCGCAUAUCCGGCUGGGGUUGUAGGAAUGGGAGCGCAGUUGCUGAAAGUGCAGGACAACAUCCCCAUUUGCGCAUCCAUAAUUGGCCAAAAAUUGGCGCUCGCAGCGCUGCAAGUGGGGCCCGAGUGGGUGCUGGAGAGGGUGCAGAGAUUAGGGAAGAAUCGAGAAGUCCUGCUGGAGGCACUCUCACCUCUGGGACAGGGCGCUGUGAAAGGUGGGGAGGGCGCCAUCUACCUCUGGGCCCAGCUGCCCAAGGACAAGGCGACAAACGAAGUUGCUGACGACGUCGCAGUUGUCAGAUGGCUCGUGAAGAGACACGGUGUGAGUGUGAUCCCAGGAAGCGCCAGCGGGGGCGCUGGCUUCAUUCGCAUCUCUUACGGUGGAUUGACGCAGGAGAAAUGUCACAUUGCCGCCGCUAGGUUAAACAAAGGUCUGCAGGAGCUUGUCGACCACGGCAUGGUCUAGCUCUUUUUUGCGAGCUUUUUGAUAGCCCACUCUCCCGUUUACAUUUGCUUUCGGCAUGUUGAAGUAGGCCAGAGCUUUCGUAGCGAUUGAAGAAUUGAUAGAAAUUCUUAAGAGCAGCACACGAAGACUCGUGUACAUGAUGAUGUUUUGUUAUCCAUACGGAAUCCCAAUUGAGGACACAUUCUUUUCAUUUCCUUAA